Molecule: messenger RNA, 545 nt
Organism: Saccoglossus kowalevskii
Lineage: Eukaryota; Metazoa; Hemichordata; Enteropneusta; Harrimaniidae
Product: OTU domain-containing protein 3-like
Biological process (GO): protein deubiquitination
Molecular function (GO): protein binding; cysteine-type deubiquitinase activity
Source: RefSeq, a predicted model, not a curated record
GAUAUACAGUUGAUCCAUGAGACCCUAGCAGACCAUGACGGCGAUGUGACUGCCACAAUAGACUUCCUAAUACAAAUAGUUUUUGCUUCCAAUCAGAGUGAUUCUUAUCGUAGUAGUUCACCUGAAAGUUCAAAGGCUGAUGACCACCAAGUGGAUAGUUUGUGGUCAGAGUCUGGUACUGGAUCAAGACUAUUUGGUGAUGUACAUAGUGAUAGCACUUCACAGUCUGAGAGUACAUCAAAUCAUAAUACUGGUAGCAGUGGUGGCGCUAUACCAAAGUCCAAUCAACGAUCACGUUCAACUGGCAGAGAGAGAAAACGACAAAACAAAAUGGAGAAGAAACGACGGCAAAUGGAAAGACAUCGACAGAAAAUAAUGGGAGAAAAAGAAGAAGGUGAUGAAAGUGAUGACAAUGAUGUGGAUCCCACAUUGCUGAAAGAUUUAGGAAUGCUGGCAAUUUGAAAUUUGAAGUAUUUUUGAUAUUUACAUUUUAGGAUUAAAUUAACUUGCAAUAAAGUAAUUUACUUGUAUAAACAGUUUUAAAA